AUGUCAUCGCAUGAGGGAGGAGACCAUCAACACACCGGCGAUUGCCACCACGAGGAUAAGGGAAAGAAGACAGGGAUCGUUUUGGCGCCAGGAGUCCGCGCCGAUCAAGCAAAACACGCUGAGGGACAUGAGGGACACGAUCAUUCGCAUGAAGGAGAUUGUCAUGAGCAUGACACGAAAACGCACAUUCGAAAGGGUCUCGCCGCAAAUCCCGAUAAUCAUUUCAAUCAAAAGUGUGCAGCGGAAGAGGCCGAGCAUGGCCAUCACGAGCAUUGUGAUCAAGAGCACGCCAAGGCUCACACUCAUGCUCGUCAGGGACACGCUGCCAACCCCGACAAUCAUCAACAC
Mesorhabditis belari is the source of this 348-nucleotide messenger RNA. The record is from the annotation of a GenBank genome assembly. Lineage: Eukaryota; Metazoa; Nematoda; Chromadorea; Rhabditida; Rhabditidae.